AGGAAGGAGGAUCCAUUUCUGAGGUUUCAUUUUUUAUUUCAUCCAGAAACUUGAACAGGUUCUAUUGUCGAAGUGUGUAAGGUUUUAGUGUGACAUCUUCACUUAAAGUUUCAUGGGACAGUUCAUGCAAAUAUUCUAAGAUGUGGUUGUGGAUUUUGAUUGGACUUAACAUUAUCGCAAAGGUGCAUGGGCAUUCAAGUGGUAACUUCCCGGAGUCGUGUGAAUCAAUGUCACCUUUGCAUAAAGGAGAAGGUGGUAUACCUUUUCCUCCUCAGAACACUGAACCCCCCUUUAAGAUUACUUACAACUUACCCAAAAAGAAAGGAGAACCUAUCACAGUUUCUCUCCAGGGCAAUAAUAACAAAGAGUUCCUGGGUUUUAUGUUGGAGGCUCGACAGACAGACAUAAACGGAGGCCCUCCUGUUGGAAAAUUCAUCGUGCUUGAGGAUGGUACAACUCGACUCUUGUCUUGCGGUGGUUCAGCAGACACAGCUGUUAGUCAACGUAAUAAUCAAAGAAAGAGUUUGUUUCAAGUUAACUGGACGGCACAGGGUGCAGAAGUAGACGUAACUUUCAGAGCCACAAUUGUUGAGAAAUAUGAUAUAUUCUGGGAAUCAGUGGAUGUGGAUCUCAUUUUCCCUCCAAGCACCACACCAACACCCAGUACUCAACCAAGUACUACUUCAAGUACUGAGCCAAGUACUACUUCAAGUACUGAGCCAAGUACUACAAUAAGUACUACAAAGUCAAAUACUUCAGAGGCAAGCAUGACCACUCAGCAAGAGCCCGUUCAUUUAAUCCCAUUGGAGAGAGCAGGUAUUGUGGUGAUGAAUGUCGUCAGUUUCUUCGUGGUACUCAAAAUGGAACUGUCUAAUAUAGUCAUUACCACCCUCCCCAACAGCUUCUUUUCUCGUCGUCUAGAUAAGGUGUUGAACAUAUCUUGCGGUGUGCUGUGUGCGGCAGUUGAGAUAUCGGCUGUUGUCUUGUUUUGUAUGGGUGAUGCUAUUAAAGUCGCUCUCGUUGCUCUUGUGUGUGUGGCGUUGGUGAUUAAUUUCAUAGAGCUGGUAAUCGUCUGUCUGCCAAUCGGCCAAAGUCAUGAACUAAAGGAGAUCUGUGACUAUGCUGUCAAAGUGUGUUCUGUCAUCCAUCUGAUUUUUACAAUGGCUGUCAUCUUUGUCGGUGUUUUGGAGAUUCACAACUGCAGAAAGAACAGGACAGACUUUUGGCUCCUGAAAGUGAUGGUGGCCUACACAGUGUGGAUUCUCCUGUUUGUAAUUUGGGUUUUCGUAAGCAGUACUCAGAGAAAAGCAAUACUGGGGAGAAGCAAAAUAGGGAAUCAACAAAACAGUGAGGACAAAAAAGAGAUGAAGCUAAGUGGAGCCCAAGUGAUUGUGACUGUUGUCUCAGUCAUCUUCAUCAUUGGGAGCUUGUGUUUCGCUGUAGCUGUCGUUGUCGCUGUUGGGAUGUCUGGAUGUCAGGAAGCGUAAGCCUGUGCAUGACGGUGUGCUGCUACUUUGUUUGAAUGUAAUUCCCACUUGUUUUCUGGUUGUAUGUAUUUUGUUGCAGUUAUUCAUGCAUACAAAUUUAUUUAAAAUCCCAUAUUCCUUACUGCCAUUUGCACACUUUGUAUGCAUGCUAAUGUUUAAAAUGGCAUUCCUUUUUUAUUGUACGUUAGUACUUGUGUAUGAUAUUUAUUUUCCACUAUUCUCUGUACCUUGUUUGUAUACUGCUGCUGUGACCUGCACAUAAAAAAAACAUCUUUCUAUCUAAA
Messenger RNA from Anoplopoma fimbria (sablefish), 1771 nucleotides. RefSeq lists its product as uncharacterized. The record is from RefSeq and is a predicted model, not a curated record. The coding region runs from base 141 to 1487 and encodes 448 amino acids. The transcript has 13 exons. Gene Ontology annotation, molecular function: oxidoreductase activity, acting on metal ions. Lineage: Eukaryota; Metazoa; Chordata; Actinopteri; Perciformes; Anoplopomatidae.